UGUUUCUCUCUCCAUCUUUUUUCUUUAAUUUUUUUUUUGCCUUCUGUUUUUGCGGCUCAUAAUAAACAUUCCAAUUUUAAACAGAAGACGCGGGAAGCGUUCCGCGGAAUAAUCUCGUCUGUUGAGUUCUGGGACGGUUAGUGACGGUUAGUGACGGUUAGGCGCUCAACUCCCGCGCGGAUCUGAAUCAUGUGAAGCGCCGCUGACUGAAGCGAACCGGACCGAAAGGAAGCGGAAACCCUGACUCCCGCCGGACUGAUCGCGCGCUGAUCGGAUGGAUUGAUCAGGAUUGAUCAGGAGCGACGCAGGUGCGGCAGGAUGAGCAUGAGGGAUCUUCAGAGAGUUCUCACUCAGGUCCUGCUGCUGGUUCUCCUGGGAUCUCCAGCACAAUCCAGGGAACAUCAGGUGGUGCGUGCCGUGCGGAUGGGAACGUGUGAGGUCGUGGCGUUACACCGAUGCUGCAAUAAGAACAAGAUUGAGGAGCGUUCGCAGACCGUCAAGUGCUCGUGUUUCCCGGGACAAGUGGCAGGAACCACCAGAGCCGCUCCAUCCUGCGUAGACGCCUCUAUAGUCCAGCAGAAGUGGUGGUGUCAGAUGCAUCCGUGUCUGGAUGGAGAGGACUGUAAAGUGCUGCCGGAUCUCAAAGGAUGGAGCUGCGCUACAAGGAAUAAGAUCAAGACCACAAAGAUCUCCUCAGACCGGGAUCAGCUCUGGUAACCGCUGGAAACCCGAUACAGAGACGCUCAUCUGUUGUGUGUCGAGGAGUCAUUCAGAGAUUCAGAGACGGGAAAAUCCCAGGAUCUGCAGUGAACGCUCAGCGCUGGUUUGUGACGGUCAUUAAUCAGCGGCUCAGACCUUCUCGUUAUUAACCAUGAUUGAGCUGACGGAUCAGCAUCCGGACCGAUGAAGGUCACGGAGCUCCACCAAAACAUGAACUUCAUCAGGAUCCAGAUGGAGAAUGGGAAAGAAAAAAAACAGAUGAACACUUUGUUCCCGCAUUUCUUGAAGUUCUAAUAUGAAUGUUCAUAUAUCCUCAUAUCAAAGAAGACUCCAGCAGGUUUUUUCUGCACUGCAGAUGCUUUAUCUGUGUGUAAAUGAUGCAUCGGCUCAUAAUAAACCAUGA
Onychostoma macrolepis is the source of this 1123-nucleotide messenger RNA. RefSeq names its product chemokine-like protein TAFA-2. Gene Ontology annotation, molecular function: receptor ligand activity. The transcript has 6 exons. The record is from RefSeq and is a predicted model, not a curated record. Lineage: Eukaryota; Metazoa; Chordata; Actinopteri; Cypriniformes; Cyprinidae. The coding region runs from base 319 to 717 and encodes 132 amino acids.